This is a messenger RNA of Clonostachys solani, 717 nucleotides long. The record is from the annotation of a GenBank genome assembly. NCBI's taxonomy places the organism in Eukaryota, Fungi, Ascomycota, Sordariomycetes, Hypocreales, Bionectriaceae.
AUGUCGCACCCAGGACAGAACUUCGAGAAGUUUGCCGACACCGGAAAGUUCGAAGGCGGCAACUUCUCAAUCACCCACCGCGACGCUAAUGCAGUCCUCACCGUGACGCUCGAGGACAAGGCCCAGCUCUUCUCCGAGACAGGCGCCAUGAUCCACAUGUCUGGCAGCAUUAAGCUGGACGCCAAGACAAAGGUCUCAUGGAAGAAAUUUCUACUUGAUGACAUGACCCAUUCGAUCUAUACCGGCCCCGGCACGGUGACGAUUGGCCCCCCUUUCCUCGGGGAUGUUUUCGCUCUUCCCGUCAACAGCGCCGUGGACACGAGCAUGUGGGUGAUGCGUAGAGAGGCCGCUCUCGCUUGGACGUCGGGUGUGACCAAGACGGUCAAGAAGCAGAGUUUCAAGAAUUCCUUUUGGCAUGAUGAGCCGUACCACGUCUACGAGCUCGGGGGUAAUGGCAUCAUGUUCUUGACAGGUUUUGGUGCCGUUGAUCGCAUUGAUCUCAAGGAAGGUCAAACUCAUUUUGUCGAUAAUGGCCACUCGAUAGCCUGGACGUGCAGCUACACGGUGGUGAAGGCGGGAGGUAGUUGGCUGAAGAGUUCGAGCACCGGCGAGGGACGCAUCCUUCAAUUCGAAGGACCGGGAUCUAUUUUCAUCCAGACUCGCAGGCUAGACGAGUUCGAGGAGUUAGUUCAGGCCUGCUUCCCAGAUACGGAGUAA